This is a messenger RNA of Caretta caretta (loggerhead turtle), 956 nucleotides long. The record is from RefSeq and is a predicted model, not a curated record. NCBI's taxonomy places the organism in Eukaryota, Metazoa, Chordata, Testudines, Cheloniidae.
GCCCGGGUGGGACUGGGGGGAAGUGACUCCAGCCAAGGGCUGGGAGCUGAGGCCAGACCACAUCCGCCCCUGCAGCCGGGAGAUAAAGAAUCGACAUGCCAGCCCCAUAGUGACACCAGGGCCCCCCCCCGGCCCACAGCGCCCCCUGCUGAACCCCCUGCCCUGCCCCAUGGCACGCCCUGCCCCACAGCACCCCCUGCUGAACCCCCUGCCCUGCCCCAUGGCACGCCCUGCCCCACAGCACCCCCUGCUGAACCCCCUGCCCUGCCCCAUGGCACGCCCUGCCCCGCAGCGCCACCCUUGAGCCCCCGCCCUGCCCCAUGGCACGCCCUGCCCCACAGCACCCCCUGCUGAACCCCCUGCCCUGCCCCAUGGCACGCCCUGCCCCACAGCACCCCCUGCUGAACCCCCUGCCCUGCCCCAUGGCACGCCCUGCCCCGCAGCGCCACCCUUGAGCCCCCGCCCUGCUCCCUGCCCCACGGCGGCCCCGCUGCGCCCCCUGGAGGCAGCAUCUGCACUGACAGCUCGGCCUGUCCCCUGGGCUACCCCAGUGAGCCAUGGCCCCGUGCCGGUGAGGGGCGGUGAUGCGGCGGGGGAAGGAAAUGAGUCUACAAGACAUGACCCACCCCGGACACGGGACCGAGAAGUGAUGGCGCCGGACCCCGAACUGCGACCGCUGCUCCUGGCUCUGCUCACGCUAAACCUCCUGCGAGGGCCGGCCCCCUCCCAGGCCUUCAGCAUCGAGACCCAGAACCCCACCAUCUUCGAGGGCGACGCUGACGCACAGUUCGGCUACCGGGUCGUCCAGAUGCGUUCGAACGGCAGCUCCUGGCUGGUGGUGAGCGCCCCCCUGGCAGGGAAUGGGACGGGGGCCCUGUAUCGCUGCUCCUAUCAUGGGGGGGCCUGUGAGCCCAUCCCCCUCCCCGGUAAGUGACGGGUGCAUGGUGGGGUCACUG